Maylandia zebra (zebra mbuna) is the source of this 1899-nucleotide messenger RNA. RefSeq lists its product as uncharacterized. NCBI's taxonomy places the organism in Eukaryota, Metazoa, Chordata, Actinopteri, Cichliformes, Cichlidae. The record is from RefSeq and is a predicted model, not a curated record.
UUGUGUUUAGCAAACCAGAAACUUUUCAGAAAGGGACUAUUUUUAAACUUAAACAAUUAAGCAAACAUUUUUUCUUGUGACACUUUGCAUUAAAACGUUUAAAGAAAUGUCACACGAAACAUUUAAUAAUUCACAGUCUGACGGAGAGAUUCGAGAGGAAUCACAAAGACUGUAUGGGUUGAUGGAGAGAGAAAUACCUGACCCUAUGGAGCUUCAAAUGAAAAUUCAACAACUCCAGUUGGAGUUGAGCACCCUGAAGCUCAAAAAGAAUUAUUAUAAAGAUCAUUUCCAUCAGUCAAGAGAUGAGCUUAAACACGUGAAGGCUCAGGCUAAAGAAAAUCAGACACAGGUGGAAUCUCUGGAGGCUAAACUUCAGGAACAGGAAAAGUACGUUCAGACAAUGCACCAUGACUUUUUGGAAAAGGCGGAAUCUCUCAUUGAGCAGAACAGCAGCAUUGCUGCUCAGUUGUCUCAGAUUCAAAGUGAUAAAAACGAGCUAAAGAGACAGAACACAGAUCUCAAGGACUCUUUAGAGAGACUUGAGCAGCAAGUGGGAGAAGCUCACCAUGAAAUAAUAAAAAAAGAAGAGAUAAUAGAAAAACAAUAUAGGAAAGUAUUUCGGAAGACAGAACUCACAGUUGAGCUGAAAAGAGAAAUUUGUACUCUUCAGCGUCAGGUGAGACAGACACUUGAUGAAAAGCAGUUGCAGGUCAAAUCUCUGGAGGCUAAAAUGCAGGAGCAGGUUAGCACAAUUCAGAGGAUGCACCGUGACUUUCAUGAAAAAAAAGAAUAUUUCCUUAAGGAGAACAGCAGCAUUACUGCUGAGAUAGACAAAUUAAAAACAGCAAACACAAAUCUCAAGAAACGUUUGCAAAAUCUUGAGUAUCAAGAAAGGACAACAGAAAGUCUGACACUGCAAAUAUUUUGGCUGGAAGAAAAAGUCAAAAAGCAAAAUUUCAAGAUUGUUCAUAACAAAGCUCUCAUAGAUGAACUUUAUGAACAUCUUAAAAUGAAAAGAGAAAUAAUUAAUAAUCUUAAGGAUGAGCUGAGACGGGAGGAGGAAGAAGAAAUAUUAGCUGCUGUUCACAACAUCACUGGUGAACCUCUGCAGCUGGAGAAUUUUGCUCCUGAACCCGAGGAGCUUGUUUCUCCUGUCUCAGAACCAUCUCCUGAUGUGGUCCCGACACAGGAGAAUUUUGCUCCUGAACCCGAGGAGCUUGUUUCUCCUGUCUCAGAACCAUCUCCUGAUGUGGUCCCGACACAGGAGAAUCUUGCCCCUGAACCCGAGGAGCUUGUUUCUCCUGCCUCAGAACCAUCUCCUGAUAUGGUCCCGACACAGGACAAUCUUGCUCCUGAACCCGAGGAGCUUGUUUCUCCUGCCUCAGAACCAUCUCCUGAUGUGGUCCCGACACAGGACAAUCUUGCUCCUGAACCUGAGGAGCUUGUUUCUCCUGCCUCAGAACCAUCUCCUGAUGUGGUCCCGACACAGGACAAUCUUGGUCCUCAACCCGAAGAGCUUGAUUCUCCUGUCUCAGAAGCAUCUCCUGACGUGGUUCCGACUAGUGGUUCAUGGCGUCAUGGUGCCAAACGCCUACUUAAAAUAGGUUUAGGCGUUGCCGCAGUAGGCCUUAUUAUACCUGCAGCUUACUGGGGCUUUUCAAAGCUUAAUAGUGAUAGCCUAUUUAACUCUGUCUGUGGCCUCCUUGAGCCAUAUUCCUACCUUGAUGAUCGAUUAGUCCCUUUUUAAAGACUAGUAAUGAUGGACUGCUUUUCAUCCACAGUCCAGAAAAUCAUACGUUGUUCAUGUUAGACAACAUGAGCAACAUUUAGCUAACUUGUGCUCUCAUUUUUCUUUUUUUUUGCCUCUCACCCCCCAACCAGUCGCGACAGAUGGCUGCC